ACACAAACGGGAUUAGCUAACCUAAUGUCUUUGACUGAUGCUAAUCUAUCACAACUUUUAAAUUUAGGAUUUGAUCAUGAAUUAUGUAUACAGGCUCUAUCUCAACAUAAUGAUGUGCAACAAGCAAUUGAAUGGAUAUUGACUUUACAAGAGGAAAAUGGUACUACAACUAGUAAUGUUGAAAUACCUUGGAACAAUACUCCAUUCAUAAAUACUACUACAACAUCUAAUGAUUCUUAUCAAGAUCAGCAAGAACUGGAACGACAAAGAACAGCCUCAGCAAAAGAAGCCUUGAAACUUCGACAACAGAGACGACUAGAUCAACAAGCGCGACAACGAGCCCUUAAUGAUAUAAAAGAAGAUCGUGCUUAUGUCAAUCAAAUCAGACCAAAGUCAACUAUAAGUCCUUCUCAAAAUACACCAACGUCUCAUCAUCUCGAUACCCAUCAAGUCAUUCUGGCUCAUAAUCAACAAGAAAUCAAGAAACAGCGUCAAUUAGACCGUCUAGCGAAACAACGUAUUUUGGAUCAAAUCAAAAUGGACCGAUUGGAUAAACGAAAAAAGUUACAACAACCCUCUUCUUCUCGUACAUCAUCAGCAACAACAAUUGCAUCAAAUCCACUAGCUGCAGUGGAAAAAGAAAACCAGAUACCUCAAAUGACUGCUUCUCAACAACAUCACGACAGCGACAACAUGAAUGAUACCAUCUCACAAACUGCUCUUAUUCAGUUGAAACUCAGAAACGGACAGACGGUUCGACAUUCUUUUGAUGCUAAUGAACGGAUACAGGAUAUUUUCCAAUUUGUCAAAGAGCAAGAAGCAGGUGGGAAUCAUUCUUUUGGCGUUGAUGAUCAAGUGCUUUUGAUAUCGGCUUUCCCUCGACGUACUUUUGGUAGUGAAGAAAGUAAUAUUUCAGUACGUGAUGCAGGAUUCAUGCCUAACGUAUCAUUGAAUGUUUCCCGAGUAUCACCUGCAGAAUCUGCCUCAUCGAUAGAGACAACAAAUACAAUGCCUAUGGAAACAAAUGAUGAAGAUGACAGCAUGAAUAGUGAUAGUGAAGAGGACAAUGAUGAUGUUAGUAAUUUUAUCAGACAACCAGUGGCAGAUCCCCAUCGUUCUCGAAGAAAUACUACUCAUCCAAGAUUUGCACGUCAGAAUCGAGUCACUAAUCCAAACUGGCUUUUACAUCAUCUCGGACGUCGACUUGGUGAUGACGAUAAUACAAGCAAUCGAUCUAGUACUCUUGACCAGCAAGAUGAAAAUGAUGAAAGGCGACAACAUAUACUUACAACUAUCCAACAACGGUUGUCACAAAAUACUACUAACGAUAAUUUGAACAAUAUAUACGAACGAAAAUUGAAAUGGAAUGCUCGAUCUCUGAAAGAUCUAUGUAUUUCUCAAGUAGCAGCUAUUAUAUCCUCGUCAAAUAAGGAUACUUUACGAUUGCUGCGUUAUUUGACCAAUUUAUCGUCAGAAUUGAUAACUCUUCUGGUGGACAAACUGGUGGAAACAAGAAACUUGAAUCAACUAUCUAUGUCUCAGUUGGCACGGCAUUGCUAUAUACAACAAGUGACUCUGAGUUCUUAUGUCUAUGCUACAGAUUCGUUAUUAAAAGAAUUAUCUCAGUCAAGAACAUUAUCCAAGAUUGUAUUGCGCAGUUGUGAUUUAAUCACUGAUUCUGGGAUCAAACAUUUAGAAGGUCUCAAAUAUCUUGAAUAUUUGGAUGUCAGUAAUUGCAAGAUUACUGAUAAAGGAUUCCAAUCGAUUGCAAAGUUACCUCAUCUUGUUUAUCUCAACAUGUCAAAAACUCAUAUCACUGAUAAAGGAUUCCGAUGGUUCAUCUCUCAUACAGAAUGUCAAAACUCCUUGCAAACCCUUCUACUUAGUGGAUGUCAAGGAAUCACAUCCAAUCAAACAAUCUCCUCGUUACAAGAUUUCUCUUCCUUGUCACAUUUGUCAGUCAGUGGUACCAAAUUGGGAGAACAACAAUUGAAGCCUGGAACAAUGAAGAAACUGUACGACACUCUGGAACUAUUGGAUAUCAGCGGUACAGGAAUGACGGAUCAAGAUUUGAUGCGAUUGACAAGUGAAUUUGGACAUUUAUUGGAAUUAAAAUUAGGAGGAUGUCUUUCCAUAACCACUCGAGGACUUUCUUGUCUUGUAGGAAAUGCGAAACAUCUCGAAGAUUUACAAUUCCCCAAUCGAGAACAUGAUAUUGAUGGUGUUUUGGCUCGUCUCACAGAUCUUCCUUUACGGCGACUCUUCCUAAAUGGAUUUUUACAGUUGACGGAUACUGGAUUACAACAUAUUGCCAAGAUGGGCCAACUACGCCAAGUCAGCUUGGCUGGUGUCAAAGUAACAGAUACUGGUAUUGCAUUAUUGGCAGACUUGCAAGAUCUUGAACAACUUUAUUUGGAUCAAACCAAUGUCACGGAUGAAGGAUUAGGUCAUCUCAAACGAUUGACUAAACUGAAUACAUUAUCAUUGGGACGAACACAUAUUACCGACAAAGCAUUGAUUGCCAUGAGUGAUCUUGAGGAAACGCUAUAUGCACGACAACUUUAUACGUUGAAUUUACAAGAUUGUAGUGCCGUGACGGAUCGUGGAGUUAAGGCUUUAGCUAAUUUAAUCAAUCUCACUCAUCUCAAUUUGGAUCGUACUGGUGUCAGUCUCCAAUGCUUACAUUACUUAAAAGAUAUGGAACACUUGCGACCUGUUCGACUUUAUGGUAUUGAAAAAGUAGAGCCCGAUGUGAUGAUGAUGGAAGAAACAUAGUUCAUAUAUAUAUUGGGUUUAGUCUAGUUUUUGUAGUAAAUGAUCAACACAAACAAAAACUAAAAAUAAAAAUAAACUUUAUUCAAAACUA
Messenger RNA from Halteromyces radiatus, 2866 nucleotides. RefSeq lists its product as uncharacterized. Gene Ontology annotation, cellular component: SCF ubiquitin ligase complex. The record is from RefSeq and is a predicted model, not a curated record. Bases 25 to 2775 code for a protein of 916 amino acids. NCBI's taxonomy places the organism in Eukaryota, Fungi, Mucoromycota, Mucoromycetes, Mucorales, Cunninghamellaceae. Gene Ontology annotation, biological process: SCF-dependent proteasomal ubiquitin-dependent protein catabolic process. Gene Ontology annotation, molecular function: protein binding. The transcript is spliced from 18 exons.